Branchiostoma belcheri (Belcher's lancelet) is the source of this 1935-nucleotide messenger RNA. RefSeq names its product probable ATP-dependent RNA helicase DDX17. Gene Ontology annotation, cellular component: ribonucleoprotein complex; cytoplasm; nucleus. Gene Ontology annotation, molecular function: ATP binding; RNA helicase activity; RNA binding. Bases 263 to 1807 code for a protein of 514 amino acids. The transcript has 13 exons. The record is from RefSeq and is a predicted model, not a curated record. Gene Ontology annotation, biological process: alternative mRNA splicing, via spliceosome. NCBI's taxonomy places the organism in Eukaryota, Metazoa, Chordata, Leptocardii, Amphioxiformes, Branchiostomatidae.
GUUUAGCAUUCUAUUUGUGAAGUGAUAUGAGGGUACUAAAUUCAUAAUUUUAUAAUUUUCGCGAAGGCAAAAACAGACUUUUAGUACCCGCGGAUGAAUAUAGAAUCGCCUUCGAGUGUUAUUCUCCCGAUUUCUCCGAACCAUCACAGUGGCGGCGACUGUUGCUCUGAAGUUUUUGUCGUCCAAUCUUCGGAAAACCGCGUUUAGGACGACUUUUCUAGCCUCACGAAAGUUUUGCGACUACAGUGAUCAGGAAAACGCAAUGUCUGGAAGGUAUGACAGAGGAGACAGCGGCAGAAGAGGGUAUGGCAGCCGUGGCAGCAGCCCUCCGAGGUUCGGGCGCGGUGGGGACCGCGGUGGCGGCGGCGGCAGGCCGGGGUUCGGAUCGGGUUACAAUAUCGGCGGGGGCAGCCGGCCGAGCCUGAAGGGGUCCCAGCCGGGCGAGAGACUCCGCAAACCCAAGUGGGACCUGUCCAAGCUGCCGCGCUUCGAGAAGAACUUCUACAGGGAGCAUCCCAACGUCUCCAACAUGUCACAGGCUUCAGCAGAACAGUACCUGGCCCAGAGACAGAUCACCGUGCGAGGCCGAGAGGUGCCCAAACCUGUCACCACCUUCGCUGAAGGCUCCUUCCCUGAUUACGUGAUGGAGGAGAUUGCUCGCUCCAACUUCGAGUUCCCGACCCCGAUCCAGGCGCAGGGCUGGCCCGUCGCUCUGUCUGGGAAGGACCUGGUGGGGAUCGCACAGACCGGAUCAGGGAAAACUCUCGCUUACAUGCUGCCAGCCAUUGUCCACAUCAACCACCAGCCAUUCCUGGAGAGGGGAGACGGACCCAUCUGUGUUGUGCUCUGCCCGACACGCGAGCUGGCCCAGCAAGUCCAGGAGGUGGCCGUCCAGUUUGGACACUCCUCGCGCAUCAAGAACACGUGCGUGUACGGCGGAGCGCCGAAAGGCCCCCAGCUCCGAGACUUGGAACGGGGAGUAGAGAUCUGUAUCGCCACCCCCGGUCGCCUUAUUGACUUCCUGGAGGCCGGGAAGACCAACCUGCGGCGCUGCACCUACCUGGUGCUGGACGAGGCAGACCGCAUGCUGGACAUGGGCUUCGAACCCCAGAUCAGGAAGAUCAUCGAACAGAUCAGGCCUGACCGUCAGACCCUGAUGUGGAGUGCCACAUGGCCUAAGGAGGUGAGACAGCUGGCUGAGGAGUUUCUCCAUGACUAUAUCCAGGUGAACAUCGGCGCCCUGUCUCUCUGUGCCAACCACAACAUCCUGCAGAUUAUUGAUGUGGUGCAGGAACACGAGAAGGACAACAAGCUGAUCAGGCUCCUGGAGGAGAUCAUGGGAGAGAAGGAGAACAAAACCAUCAUCUUCGUGGAGACCAAACGCCGGGUGGAUGACCUCACACGCCGCAUGCGCAGGGACGGGUGGCCUGCCAUGUGCAUCCAUGGUGACAAGUCUCAGCCUGAGAGAGACUGGGUGCUCAAUGAGUUCCGCACAGGACGGGCUCCAAUUCUGGUGGCCACUGACGUUGCCUCUCGUGGUCUAGAUAUCACGGACGUCAAGUUUGUCAUAAACUUCGACUACCCGGCUUCGGCGGAGGACUACGUACAUCGCAUCGGGCGCACGGCGCGAAGCGAGCGGACCGGGACGGCCUACACCUUCUUCACCCCCAACAACAUGAAGCAGGCCAAAGAGCUGGUCUCGGUGCUGCAGGAGGCUCGCCAACAGAUCAACCCCAAACUCAUCCAGAUGGUGGACGCCGCCAGGGGAAGCUUCGGAGGAAGGGGAGAUCGGAGACGGUGGCGGUAGUAGAGAAAAGGCAGUGGGAAUUCUCAAAAAAUUGCCCAAUUCCAUCUUUCUAAUUGCAGAUCGGCGCCGCUACAGGACGUCUAGUUCUCAUGGCGACCGUGGGGGCGGUCGGGACUUCCGGGACCGCA